AUGAUUAAACAAACUUAUUAUUUUUACGAAAUUCUUAAAGAUACACAAUCAGCUAUUAAUAUGUCUCAAGAUAUAAUCUCGAAGAAGAAAGUAAUUUCUGAUUUGUAUAAUCAACAUAAAGAAGAACAAAUAAAGUAUAAUUCUUACAUUAAAGAGUUUCCUAGUUCUGGAGAUCAACAUAUACAAAUAAUUGAAAGAAUAGGAGAACAACAAAAAGAAUUAAAAAGGAAAGAUGUAGAAAUAGCUCAAUUAAAAAAGGAAAUGGCACAACAACAAAGAGGAGAAGGUGAUUCCUUAAAAGAAGAAAAGUUUGAAAAUAAUAUUAAAGAACAGUUAUCAAAAAUGAUCAUGGAUCUUAAUAAAAAAGAUGAUCUUAUAUUGAAAUUAGAAGGGCAACUUGAAGUAUUUAAAAAUGAGUUAUUAAUUGAUUCACAAUUUGAAAAUAAUGAAUUAAAAAAAAAUAAUAUUCAAGCUAAUAUAAUUAUUUCUACAAAAGAUAAAACUAUAAUUAGCUUGAAAAGUAAUAUUGAUAAAACUGAUAAUAUUUUAUCACAAAAAGUUGCUGAAUAUGAAAAUGCAAUGGAAGGAAAGCAUUGUGAACUUUUGAAAUUGGAAAAUGAAAAUAAGUUAUUAAAUGAAAAAGUAAAAGAUAUGGAACAUAAACUUAUGGAAAUGAAUCUAACAAUUAUAUCUUUAACUGAACAAAAUGAUAAAAUUAAUAUUAUAUAUACAAUGCAAGAGAAUCUAACAAAAUUGGAUAAAAAUGAAAAGAAAUUAAAAAUUGAACUCAAUAACUUAAGAAAUCAACUUAUAAGUGAUCAAAAUAAUAAUAAAAAACUUGAUAUUAGCUUAGAUGCAUUUCUACGUGAAAAUGAAAUCUUGAAAAAAGAUGUGGAAUAUUGGAAAAAUGAAAUCUCUGAAUUAUCGAUUAGACUACGCAACGAAAUGAUAGAAGAAAAUCUAAAAAACAAAUUAUAUGUUCUUUCUAAUAAAAUAUAUGAAAGAUUAUUAAAUCUUAAAAAGUUAUCUAACUUAGAAGAAUCAUCAAAUAUUAAAAAUUUGCAAGAUAAAUAUAUAAUUCAUCAAGAUCGAGAAAUAAAACUAACUAUAGAUAAUACAACUGAAAAUUUCAAACAAAAAUAUAGUGAUCAAAAACGAGAAAUAAAAGAAAAUGAAAUAGAAGAAAUUGAUAUACAAUUAUUAAAUAAUGUAAAUAUAAAAGACGAAAUACUUAAAAAUAAUUAUAAAACGUUUGAAAGAUUUGAUUCUUUGCAAGAUAAUAACAUAAAUACAAAAUAUAAGGAAAAAAAUAUUAUAAAUGAACAUAAUGUAAACCAAAAUAAAAUGGAGAAUAAAGAUUUUGAAAUAAAACAUCCUAAAGAAGUCAUAAAACAUUUAAUGCAAGAAAAUGAUGAUCUUCGUACUAUUCUUAAAUCUCAGAUGGAAGAAUAUCAAGAUAAAUUAAUAUUAAUGAAGAAAAAUUAUGAUAGUAGUUUAAAUGCACUUUGUGAGAGACAUAAAGCAAAUAUUGAAAUUUUACAAAAACAAUUUGAAGAUGAUAUAAAAAAUGAAAAAAUGUUUGACUCAGAAAAUUGGUUAUUAUCAUUGAAUAUGAAAGAAUUAAUGGAAUUGCAUGAACGAAUAAAUGUAAUUAUUAAUAACAACACUAAUAUAAUACACAUGGAAAAUGUAAAUCAAUGUUCGUCUGAUAAUGGUGUUCAAGAGCAAUUUUAUACAAAAUUAAAUGAACCAGAAAAGAAAUUUCAAAUGUUACCGAUGAAUGAAGAAGAAUCAAUGUAUAAUAAAAUGAUGUCAUCAAUUGUAAAGGAGAAAACUUCACAUUUACAAAAUCAAUGGCAAUUUAGAUCUUUCAAUGAUCAAAAGUAUCCAACUUUACAAACACAAGAUUAUAAAUUCAGUUUAGAACAUAAUUUUGGAUAUUUUAAUGGUGAAGAAAAAUCUCUAGAAUUAGAAAAUAAAUAUGAGAAAGAAAAACAAAUGGAAAAAGAUAGCACUUUUGAUAAACAAAGAUGGAGUUUUAUUAAUCAAUGUAGUGUUUACCAUAAAUUGAGCAAUAUACAUGAAUAUAUUAAAACAACAGAUUAAUAUUAUUAAAGUUUUCAAGAUAAAUUUUAUUAAUAUAUUUCAAA
Molecule: messenger RNA, 2150 nt
Organism: Apis florea (little honeybee)
Lineage: Eukaryota; Metazoa; Arthropoda; Insecta; Hymenoptera; Apidae
Biological process (GO): cytoplasmic microtubule organization; cytoskeleton-dependent intracellular transport
Cellular component (GO): cytoplasm; microtubule organizing center
Molecular function (GO): dynein light intermediate chain binding; microtubule binding
Source: RefSeq, a predicted model, not a curated record